CUUCAUGUCGACCUCAGAAUCAGAUUCUACGAACCUGAUUUAUUGACUGACUCACUGUUAUUAAUGGGCAAACCUGAUUUAUUAAUGGGCAAACAUCGGUGAUCUAAACUUCGUUUCGAUCUACUGCUCUGCUUUGCAUAUUCAAUCUAAGAUGGCCUUGGUUACAACUGCUGAAGUAUGUGAUGCAAACCCGCAACUGCUUGUAAGCGGUGAGCUUCGUGCACUGGAGCCAGUUUUCCAAAUAUACGGAAGGCGCCAAGUAUUCUCUGGUCCAGUCGUCACCCUCCGAGUUUUUGAAGACAACGUUUUGGUGCGAGAAUUUCUUGAAGAAAAGGGCAACGGCCGGGUGCUGGUGGUUGAUGGUGGUGGAAGCUUGCGCUGCGCCAUACUGGGUGGCAAUCCUGUAGUGCAAGCUCAGAACAACGGGUGGGCGGGUAUUGUGGUCAAUGGGUGCAUACGCGACGUCGAUGAGAUCAACAGUUGUGAUAUCGGGGUUCGUGCACUUGCUUCGCAUCCGGUGAAAGCUAAUAAGAAAGGACAUGGUGAGAAACAUGUUCCAGUUGCAUUUGCUGGGACUAGAAUCUUGGAUGGUGAAUUUCUUUAUGCAGAUACAGAUGGGAUUUUGAUCUCUAAUUCAGAGUUAUCUGUCUGAAUAUCAUCUUUUUUCUGCAGGUAACGUGUAAUAGUUAUUUGUUAUAUGUGUAAUAUGGCAUCAUAUUAUUCUAGUAAGAUUGUUACUUUUUUUUGUUUAAUAAGAUUAUUUAAGAGGUUUUAUGGACUUAAA
Molecule: messenger RNA, 784 nt
Organism: Helianthus annuus (common sunflower)
Lineage: Eukaryota; Viridiplantae; Streptophyta; Magnoliopsida; Asterales; Asteraceae
Product: putative 4-hydroxy-4-methyl-2-oxoglutarate aldolase 2
Exons: 2
Coding region: 152-652 (166 amino acids)
Biological process (GO): regulation of RNA metabolic process
Molecular function (GO): ribonuclease inhibitor activity
Source: RefSeq, a predicted model, not a curated record